GACUAUCAGCAUUCUGUCAUUCAUGUCUAGUAUACCUGUAUACUGACAAAUCUAAUUCAAGCAUACAUUUAGACAUUGUGCUACACUACUGAUUUAAACUUAUGUAGGGCUGUUUGGUGGCAAAAAAGUAUUCUGUGAUGGUAGAAAUACUACAAGACAUCCAGGUACAGACAUAGAAGUUUUAAUAGGAAAAAUUUUUAACGUAUCAUUUUUACUCCUUCUGUCCUUAGCAAUGGUAAAACUAAUUCAAAUUUUCAAUAUAUUCCAGAUGUCUUGAACAGUUUGAUAUUUUUUCUUAAUAAAUAUACAAGAGUACCGAAAUGUAAAAUGGGCUCUUUACUAAGUAUUUUGAGACCAAAGAUUGGUGAUGCUUUGCCUGACAUAAACCGCACUAACCACACCCCUGUUGAUGAAAGUGAUUCAGAGUACGAGAGUUGUUUUGAAGAUGAUGCAAACCACAAUACCAUAGUGAGCAAAUCACAACAUAGUUUGGGGCAGUCCUCCACAUUUAUAUCCGAAAGCUUGAAAUCCGUGAAACCCAAAACACCAACAAAAUACCAUUAUAAUGAUAUGUCGAAAAAGAAAAAUGGUUUUCUACUACCCGAACAAACACAUUCUGUAAUUGAAGGAUCCGUGAUGGAAGAAACAUCAGUGUCGUCAAGUUCAGAAGAAUCAGACAGCGAGCCAUUAACCUUAGGUGUGAAGGGGAAAAUUUUUGUUAAAUCUGCUAGAAAUUUAAAAAGUUUGCAGACACUUGACAGUACUGUUGUAACCAGCCAGCCAUGUACCACGGAUAAUUUUAGCACCAUACUUUCUAAUCCUGCAGGUGGUGAUCCUUGUUUGAGUUCAACAGCAUGGGAAAUUGAUGUAGGCAGUGAUCUGAAAAAGUCUGCUCAGAAGAGUUCAAAGACUAAAUUUAGGAGAUCUGCAAGGGAAAGUCAAGAAAAAUCCCAAGGCCCUGACUUGUCCGGGUUGACGAACGAAAUUCUUGCUGAGAGGAAAGUUCUUGACUUAAGAAGAUGGCACUGCAUUUCAAGGCCCCAGUAUAAGAAAUCUUGUGGUCUUUCUUCGGUUGUCUCAGUCUGGAAUUAUCUUUACAGCAACUUAGGAACAGGAACAUUGCCUCCGAUUACUCAAGAAGCGGCUCUACAUUGCUUGGGUUUUAAACCACCUUUCGAAGAAAUACGUUUUGGCCCAUUUACUGGAAAUGCUACGUUGAUGAGAUGGUUCAGACGAUUGAAUGAACGUUAUGGUGUUCAUGGACGAGCAUUUUAUCUCUACAAACCGAAAGGCCGCUUGCAGACACGAACAAUGACUGAUGAAAGUGCGAUUACACAAUUGAAAAAUGGUCUUGUAGAUGAAAAAAUGGGAUUUAUUUACCAUUGUUUGAAUCACUACUUCUGUCCGAUUGGAUACGAGGAUACACCACUGAAUCCAACAGAAGCAUAUCUCCCCACUCACGCUUUCACCAGUAUUCUUGAAAGAGACUCCACAGAAUCUUUGACAUGUACGAUCCCAUGCACAACUUGGUUUUUCAUUGGAGAGCCAAGUAGAUGUCACCCACCUAUUCAUUGUAAAAAAUGGUGUGAUAUACUUCAAGAUUUGCACUCAGAGUCCCCAUACUACUUUGAUAUUCGCCAAACACAUCGUGGAGUACAAGAAAGGAAGACCAAAAAGAAAGGGAGGAAUUUACAUUGCAUAAUCGCUUUUAAGAAAAUUGAAAGUCUCAAAACAGCAAAAUAUAAAAAGAUAGGAUCUUAAUGCAGUCUUGCCAAUUUUUUCAUAUAUGUACAGGAUAUUUUCUCACACUGUAUUCUUCUUGAUGUUUUUAUUUCAUUUCACUGUAGUUUUUAUUUUCUUUGGCACAAUUAUUUUUCACAACCAUGUGCGAUUCGUUUUCACCAUUAAAA
This is a messenger RNA of Styela clava, 1910 nucleotides long. Its product is annotated as basic immunoglobulin-like variable motif-containing protein. The record is from RefSeq and is a predicted model, not a curated record. Gene Ontology annotation, cellular component: nucleus. Gene Ontology annotation, molecular function: single-stranded DNA binding; DNA endonuclease activity. NCBI's taxonomy places the organism in Eukaryota, Metazoa, Chordata, Ascidiacea, Stolidobranchia, Styelidae.